CGUUCCACUCCGCUCCAACAGCCUCUCAUUCUGCCUCCUCUCUCGCUCCUUGCCAUACCUCUACCACAUGAGCAACAUUGGGAUAACACAUGUAUUUGUACGUUUCCCCCCCCCGGUUGUUGCACUUUAAACGUGGGUGUAGGAAUGAAAAGUUUUUGACAGCUUCUUUCCUGGAGUGACAGACUACCACACCUUCCUGGAGGUUUAGCACCCGCCACACCACAGUGAACUACAUUGGCCGCUACCUGUCACCUGUUUGAAGUGUUGGUCGUGCUGCUUUUAUAACGCGUUGUGACCGGAGCGCUUUCCCCCGGUUUCACCUCACUGAGCCCGGGCAUCAUGAGAACCUGGAGGCGGCGGAAGAACUUUGCCUUUGUGCUCUUCGCUCUCCACGUCUGGUGCCUGUCCACGGCGACGGAAUAUACUGACAGCAAGCUUAACAACACACAGGAGGAAAGUAGUCCAGACAAGGCUAAACAGCGAGGGGAAGCAGCCAGACCAGAGCGCUAUGGGACCACGGUACCUCUGCUGCUGAAGGGCGAGGAUCGCAGACCUUUCUUCCAGCGCACCACCGGGAGCUAUCCUGCGUCACUCCAGCUGCUGGUUCAUGCAGAAGGUGAACAGCUGAUCCUGUUGCUGCAGAAAAAUGAGGGUCUAUUUACAAGCCAUUACACUGAGACACAUUACCGGGAGGAUGGAAGAGCAGUCACCGGUGCUCACAACUUCACGAAUAACUGCUAUUACCAUGGGGAAGUGCAGACACAUCCAAACUCUGAUGUCACCCUCAGCACCUGCUCAGGCCUUCGGGGCUUCAUCGCACUUGAAAACAAGACAUUUAUCAUUGAGCCAAAGCCUGGACAUGACCCUAACGGUGCUCACUUCAUCUACCGAGUGGAAGAGCUCGCACUGACCCAAGGAGCCUGCGGCCACGGCUUCAACAUGUCCUCUGUUGCCCCUGAAAACCACAUCAAAAGCCCCUUUCAAUCCUUCCACACGAGGCAUAAAAGGCAUACUCAGAAGACAACCAAGUACGUUGAGCUGAUCAUUGUUGCAGACAACAGAGAGUUUCAGAAACAGGGGAGGGACGUUGAGAAGGUGAAACAGAGACUGGCAGAGAUAGCCAAUUACGUGGACAAGUUCUACAGAGCCCUGAACAUCCGGGUGGCCCUGGUGGGUCUGGAGGUGUGGAGUGACUCUGAUAAAUGCCCCGUCACCCAGGAUCCCUUCAACACCCUGCACGAGUUCCUGGAUUGGAGGAAAGUCAAACUGCUGCCCCAGAAACCUCACGACAACGCUCAGCUCAUCAGCGGGGUUUACUUCCAGGGCACCACCAUUGGCAUGGCGCCCAUCAUGAGCAUGUGCACGGCUGAGCAGUCUGGAGGCAUUGUCAUGGAUCACUCUGAGAACCCGCUGGGUGCAGCCGUGACUUUGGCACACGAGCUUGGACACAAUUUUGGGAUGAACCACGACACGCCAGAGCGCGGCUGUGGCUGCAGGAUGACCGUUGACCGCGGGGGCUGCAUCAUGACCCCCUCCACAGGGCAUCCUUUUCCAACGGUGUUCAGUACAUGCAGUAAGAAAGACCUUGCUGCCAGUCUGGAGAAAGGCGUGGGCAUGUGUCUGGACAACAUGCCCGAGGUCAAGGUCCUCUACGGUGGACAAAAGUGUGGCAACGGCUACGUGGAGGAGGGAGAAGAGUGCGACUGUGGGGAGCCGGAGGAAUGUAUGAACCCAUGCUGCAACGCCACCACGUGCACCCUCAAGGGAGACGCCGUGUGCGCCCACGGACAGUGCUGUGAAGACUGCAGGCUGAAACCGGCUGGCACCAUGUGUCGAGAGUCCAGUAACUCCUGUGACCUGCCAGAGUUCUGUACCGGUGCCAACCCUCACUGUCCAGCCAACGUCUAUCUGCAUGACGGGCACGCCUGCUACAGCGUUGAAGGCUACUGCUACAACGGCAUCUGCCAGACGCAUGAGCAGCAAUGCAUCACCCUGUGGGGACCAGGAGCCAAACCUGCCCCUGGGAUUUGCUUCCAGCGAGUCAACUCUGCAGGAGAUCCUUACGGGAAUUGUGGGAAGGAUUCCAAAGGCUCCUUUGCCAAAUGUGAUGCGAGGGAUGCAAAGUGUGGAAAGAUUCAGUGCCAGGGAGGAGCCAACCGGCCAGUGAUCGGAACAAAUGCUGUUUCUAUUGAAACAAAUAUCCCGCUACAAGAAGGAGGCCGAAUUCUGUGUCGAGGAACGCAUGUGUAUCUGGGCGAUGACAUGCCUGACCCUGGGCUGGUGCUGGCUGGCACGAAGUGUGGAGACGGCAUGGUGUGCCUGAAUCGCCAGUGUCAGAAUGUCAGUGUCUUCGGUGUGCACGAGUGCUCUGGGAAGUGCAAUGGACGUGGGGUGUGCAACAACAAGAUGAACUGUCACUGUGAAGCACACUGGGCGCCUCCGUUCUGCGACAACGGCGGCUUCGGUGGGAGCAUCGACAGCGGCCCGAUGAGAGUGGCAGCUGAUAGUGUGGUCAUUACUGUGGCAAUCCUGGUGACCCUGAUCAGCCUGCUGGUCACCACCCUCAUCAUCUUCAUUAAGAGGAAGGCUCUGCUGCGGCUCCUCUUCAACAAUAAGAAGAGCACCUUGGAGAAACUCAGAUCUUUGGAGGCCUGCAGGCCCACCAGCCCCAUGAGGACUCAGUCCAUGUACAGACCCACCCCAAAACGCAAGCCUCCACCCAAACCCUGUGCAGCCAACAUUUAUAAGCCGUCUCUCCUGAGUGCGGAGCCUCUCCUUCACCCCCACAGCUUCCACUCCCACAGCCUGCGCAGACUGCCCCUCUACCAGCCGCUGCACAUCAGCCAGCCCAUGCCGGUGUCUCUGAGCGUGGGCCAUCCCAUCCUGCCUCCUCUGCCGGCCUACCACAGGGUCCUGCCCGCCCACACGCCCCUCUCUCCCCCCCGAGUGACACCUUUCCUCAGCCUGCCACGCCAGCAGCCGUCCUGCAGAGCAGACCAGGACUACAUGAAGCCGAGUCCUCCCCAGAAGCCCCUGCCUGCAGACCCUCUAGGGAGGAGCUCUCGGCUGGGUCACGGUGCCACAUCGGGGGUCUACUUCCCAGCCAAUCGCCCGCUCCCCAUCCCCAUCCCCACGGUGCCCAGGCCCCCGCCCAACAUCCCUCUACCCAGCAGACCUGUGCCGAUGUUGCCCUACAGACCACCAAAGACAUAAGGACUGCAGCCCUCUUUACGUCAUGGACUCCGACAGACGGAGACUUUCUUGAUUUGCACUAAAUACUGAGACUCUGUAGGACC
Molecule: messenger RNA, 3296 nt
Organism: Trematomus bernacchii (emerald rockcod)
Lineage: Eukaryota; Metazoa; Chordata; Actinopteri; Perciformes; Nototheniidae
Gene: adam12
Product: ADAM metallopeptidase domain 12
Exons: 23
Coding region: 340-3213 (957 amino acids)
Biological process (GO): proteolysis
Molecular function (GO): metalloendopeptidase activity
Source: RefSeq, a predicted model, not a curated record